This is a messenger RNA of Melopsittacus undulatus (budgerigar), 2637 nucleotides long. It is a transcript of the gene M6PR, whose product is annotated as mannose-6-phosphate receptor, cation dependent. NCBI's taxonomy places the organism in Eukaryota, Metazoa, Chordata, Aves, Psittaciformes, Psittaculidae. Gene Ontology annotation, cellular component: endosome; Golgi apparatus; trans-Golgi network. Gene Ontology annotation, biological process: protein targeting to lysosome. The record is from RefSeq and is a predicted model, not a curated record. Gene Ontology annotation, molecular function: protein domain specific binding. The coding region runs from base 115 to 1056 and encodes 313 amino acids. The transcript has 7 exons.
UGCUUCCGGUUGGUGGAGUGGGUGAGGGGAGCCAGCGGGAGGCCGGUGCAGGCCGGCGCCGCCCGCGCCUGCGGUCCUGGGGCCGUCCCGUCACCGCCGGUGGCGCAGCAUGGGAUGCCCCUGAGCGGCAGAUCGCUCUUCCGUAGGGGCGGCUUUGCCCGUGCCCGUGCCUGUGAGAGGCGGGGGGAGGCCGGGCGGCGCCGGGGCCGGACCGGCAGCAGGAUGUCAUCAACUUGCCAUACCUCUGCUGUGCUGGUAGUUUUUAUGGCCCUUGCUGUUGUGGGAGCUGAACAGUCAAAAGAGAGGAGCUGUGAUGUGAUUGGUGAUGAAAGCAGUGAGUCGCAAAUGGAAAGAGCCCUGCUGAAGAAACUGGAGCCCCUGAGCCCAAUGAGGUUUAACGUGACUGUGGAGAAAGGCAAAACGGAAAACUAUGUCUACCAGUUCAGAGUGUGCAGGGAGGUCAACAGCACCUUACAUGAUUUUGGUGGCCUGGUGCAAACAGAUAGACAGAAUGGGAAGACCACAGUGAUAGGAAGAAUCAAUGAAACACAGGUCUUCAAUGGAAGUGACUGGAUCAUGCUGAUUUAUAAAGGAGGUGAUUCAUAUGGCAGGCACUGCAGUGGUGAGAAGAGAAGAGCUGUGAUAAUGAUUUCUUGCAAGCGGGGAGUCACAGCAAGCUCAUUCAGCAUUAUUUCAGAAGAGCGGGAAAAGGAGCAAGAGUGUUUCUACCUCUUUGAGAUGGACAGCAGUGUGGCUUGUCCAGCUGAAGAUUCCCACCUCAGCAUUGGCUCCAUCUUACUGAUCACGUUUGCUUCCCUGAUUGCAGUCUACAUCAUUGGUGGGUUCCUCUACCAGCGCCUUGUAGUGGGAGCAAAGGGCAUGGAGCAGUUUCCUCACUUUGCCUUCUGGCAAGACCUGGGCAAUUUGGUAGCGGAUGGCUGUGACUUUGUCUGCAGAUCCAAGCCUCGAAACGCACCAGCCGCAUAUCGUGGUGUGGGUGACGACCAACUGGGUGAGGAGUCAGAGGAGAGGGAUGACCACUUGCUACCAAUGUGAUCAGCUUUCAACACUGAGUUCUUUUCUCCCCAUCUCCCCAGUUUAGCUGGGCAUCUCCCAGCCAGUUCUCCUUCUCUCACUCUGAUUUUUCUUUACACUCUUUGCUUUUGCUGUCUCUGGUGCGCCAAGUCCCAUGGAUGCCUCUGGGUGUGAACAGAACUGGUCCUUGGUGGCAUGUCUUGUGAAUAUAAUGCUGGUUCUAUAAUGCUGGUUUUUAAAAAUGCAGCAGAGCUGAGGGGGAAAGUGCUGAGAGUUGAGAGAAGAUGGCAAGAAAGCAAUAUGAGUGUUCAGCAUGGGAGAGAAAUCACCAAGAGAAAAAAAAGAACCAUGAAUGGGUGCAAAAAGGGGAAGGAGGCCAUGGGUUAAAACAGCCAAGACUAGGAGGGAUCUUUUGUGUCUUCCCUCUCACCCCUAAGGUUUACAGGAUCCGUAAGACACUGGAAUUCCUUUUCUUUGAAUGCAUUUUCAGUUUUUCUAGCUUUUGCACUGCUUCUGCCAGCGUAACAUGCAGCGUGCUCUAUGCCAGACUCUGUGGGGGUGGAGAUGGCAUUGGCACCUAUGCAGUAUUUUCUUAAUGGCAGUAUGUUGAAGAGUACACACCAGUUUCUUUCAACAGAUAUAAAGGGAUGCAUGCCAUCCUCUCAGACAAUUGAGAAGGGGUGAUGCUAAAAAAAAGAGUUAAAUACAGUCUCAUGAAUUUCCAGCUCUGUCACAAUAUUGUCUUGGCUUUCUCAAAUCAUUGAGAAGCAAAAGGAAAUAAUGUGCUGCUAAGUAAAGGGAACAUUUGCUGAAACUCACAUGAAGGCACAAUAAAACAGGUAGCUGCCACUCAAGUUCUAAGCUUCCUGAAGUGACUGCCCACACAGCUCAGUCACCUUCAGCAUUGUGAUUACAUGCUCUCCAAAAGUUCCUUGUUUGGCAGAGGGUUUUCCCAGGAAUCUACCAGAAUAUAAAAAAGGAAUCACAGAAGCCAAGGAUAAGAAUGCUAGUGUAAUAAAAAACUGCGUAAGGGACUCUUGCACUGCCAGGGGUAGCUUUCAUAAAUCAUUGUCCCUCAAGCAUGGUACAGAUGGUCCUUAUACUGCUGCUGGCUGGGAGUGAGAGAGAUCUCUUCCUGGGGCCCUGGUAAAAAGCAGGUACAGCCAAGUUGCAAGACUUUAGGAACUUGGCACCUUGAUUCUUAAUUGCUUUUUAUUUCAGGGGCUACUCUUUAAGUGAUCCCAUUCUGCCCUAUUCUAGGCUGGCAAGAACUGCCCUUGAGGGCAGAGACUGUGAAUAGGCAAGCCACUACUGUUAACAGCAGAAUACAGUUUAUAUAUUUGCAAUACUGGCAAAGCAGUCUGAAUGGUGACACUGAGGGGAAAAGGGGUGGCCCUGCUUUCUUACUGGGUUUGGAGUGGGCAAAUGGCUCCUGCUUUCUUUGACUUUUAUUACAGUCUCAAUCUUCCUUAUAACAUGGGAAAAAUAGGAAGUCACUAAGUCUGUUAUUACUGGUUUUCAUGGUGGUGUUUAAGGUAAUUUUUUUUUGUACAAAACACAACUUUCAAAAAUAAAACAAAAAAAAAAAACCAACCCCAAAAC